AUGAUUGGUAAAUAUGGAGUUGGAUACAAACCACCAUCUUACCAUGAUAUUAGAGAGAAGCUCUCGAAACAAGCUGUGAAGAAAACAGAUGUAAAUCUUGAAGAAUAUAAGGAGGAGUGGAAAAGAAUUGGAUGUACAAUUAUGUCUGAUGGUUGGACGGAUAGAAAAAGACGUUUUAUUUGCAACUUCUUGGUGAAUAGUCCCAGAGGGACAGUUUUUCUUUAUUCACUUGACACUUCAGACAUUUCAAAAACAGCUGAUAAAGUUUUCAAAAUGUUGGAUGAUGUUGUCGAGUUUGUUGGAGAAGAAAAUGUUGUUCAAGUUGUCACUAAUAAUGCUGCAAAUUUCAAGGCAGUCGGAGAGUUGUUGAUGCAAAAGAGGGAAAAAUUGUAUUGGACUCCAUGUGCAGCUCAUUGCAUUGAUCUGAUAUUUGAAGAUUUUGAAAAAAAUUUGAAGGUCCAUGAAUUGACCAUUAAGAAGGGAAGAAAAAUUACCACUUACAUUUAUGGGAGAUCAAUGUUGAUUUCCUUAUUGAAAAAGUUCACUAAAGGUAGAGACUUGAUAAGACCGGGUGUGACUAGAUUUGCCACGGCUUAUUUAACUCUUGCUUGUCUUCAUGAAUUGAAGGCAUCGUUGUUGACCAUGUUCAGCUCUGAGGAAUGGAAGACAAGCAAGUUUGGAACUUCACAAGAGGGGAGAAAAGUAGAAAAUGUGGUAUUAGAUAGCCGAUUUUGGAAUAAUGUCUCCACAUGCUUGAAAGUCGCUGCCCCUCUUAUGGUUGUCUUAAGAUUAGUGGACUCAGAUGUAAAACCCGCAAUGGGUUUCAUUUAUGAAGAAAUGGACUCUGCAAAAGAGAAGAUUAGGUCUAACUUUAACAAUAUCAAAAAGAGUUAUGAAGAGGUUUGGAAAAUAAUUGAUGCUCAAUGGGAUAAUCAACUUCAUAGGCCUUUGCAUGCAGCUGCCUAUUUUCUGAACCCUCAUUUCCACUAUGAACCUAACUUUAGAUCUGAUGGUGGUGGAGAAGUGAAAGAAGGAUUGUAUUUUUGCAUGAGAAGAUUGAUACCAGAUAUGGCAGAAAGAAGAAAAAUUAAUUUACAAAUCAUUGAAUUUCAUAAUGCUAGAGGACUUUUUGGAAUGGAAGAUGCAAAGGAAUGUAGGAAAGAGUUAAAUCCUGGGGAAUGGUGGGACAUGUUUGGUGAUGGAACUCUGGAGUUGAAGAGAUUUUCUAUUCAAAUUCUAAGCUUGACUUGUAGUUCUUCUGGAUGUGAGCAUAAUUGGAGUUCAUUUGAAAUGCUGAGAAGUAGACAAAUUCGAAAAACUAUAGCUCUUCCAUUUGAUGACAUUGAAUCAGAUGAUGAAUGGAUAGUUGAAGAGGCAGAUGAUGUUGUUGAGAUUGAACAAGUUGAAGGUGAAAAUGAUGGUGAAAAUGUUCACUUAGAUGGAGCAACAACAGAUCCUGCUCUAGAUGUUAUUGAUCUUGAUAACAUAACCUUUGGAAACAAUGAGGAUGCACAACAUUCAUCAGAGGAAGAGUUAGAUGAGGAUGAUGAUGCAGAUGAUGAUGAUGAUGCCAUUAUUAGAGGAUUAGAGGAUUAG
Vigna radiata var. radiata (mung bean) is the source of this 1596-nucleotide messenger RNA. RefSeq lists its product as uncharacterized. The record is from RefSeq and is a predicted model, not a curated record. Bases 1 to 1596 code for a protein of 531 amino acids. Gene Ontology annotation, molecular function: protein dimerization activity. The transcript is spliced from 3 exons. NCBI's taxonomy places the organism in Eukaryota, Viridiplantae, Streptophyta, Magnoliopsida, Fabales, Fabaceae.